This is a messenger RNA of Cercopithifilaria johnstoni, 1305 nucleotides long. Lineage: Eukaryota; Metazoa; Nematoda; Chromadorea; Rhabditida; Onchocercidae. The record is from the annotation of a GenBank genome assembly.
AUGUCAUCCACAAACUGGCGAAUAUCAACAUCUUGGAUUGCGUGCCUUAUUCGAAUGAUGCCGUCCUCAUGGUCAUUUGAAAAUUCCCAACAUCAAGUAGAUUCAAGGCAUUAUUGGGGAGUAGAUCGAAAUGAAAAUGAGGAGGAGUGGUUGAAGUUACCGUACCCUGGAAGACUUUCAAAGAAACACUCCGACAACUUCUCUCUGGUCAUGGAUUUAGAAGCAAAUCAUCCGGAACAACAGCAACAGCCUCACAAUCUUCCAGGCUUUCCCGGGCAUUUGAUUAGAGCUGACAUCGUUCCUUCUAUAUUGGACGCUUCAGCUAUUGCAACAACUGCAGCUGUAAAUGUUGCUGCUAAUACUGCAAGUAGUACAACAGCCACAACUUUGCUGUUCGAUAGCAACUCGUUGAGUAUUACUGCCAGCAGUGAUACUCUGACAGUAACUAGUGCUAUUUGUCCACCACCAUCUAGCUCCUCAUCCAGCAUUUUCUCCACCACUCAACAUGAUAUUUAUCGAUUACCAAAUGUUGGUGCCGUUGACCAAAGUGCUACUGCUCUGAAUAAUAUUGCAGGAAAAUUACCGAGAAUAGAAGAUAGGAAAAAAGACUAUGAUGCAUCAUCGGGAAGUAUUGAAUGUGAUGGAAAUUCGAAUGUAUCACCGGAUACUUGUUUGAUCAGUAGCCAGAAACCACGUAGACAACGUACUCAUUUUACAAGUCAUCAGCUAACAGAGUUGGAAAAUUGGUUCUCACGGAAUCGCUAUCCAGACAUGGCCACAAGAGAGGAAAUUGCAUUAUGGAUCAGUCUUACAGAGCCACGAGUUCGCGUGUGGUUUAAAAACAGACGAGCAAAAUGGCGCAAACGGGAGCGUCAUUUGUUAACUCCUGAUUUCAAAAGCUUUCAACCAACCGGUUGUUUCCCACAAGCUCUGUUGCCAACCCAUCCACAGCUUGACGAUGUUUACGGUUCCUCAUCUUGGCAAGGUUAUUCUACGAGGAAUCCGAGUACCGCGUUUGGUUGGGCUUUAAAAGCACAGGGACCGUUGCAACAUACUUUCCCUCAAUUGAUGACUCCAACAACAUCCAACAAUGCAACGGCCUUAUCUCGCUUUGCUCCUACUCAGCCACCAUUUUACACAGCCAAUACCACAAAUGCCACUAAUCCAAUGUCAAAAGAUGAUAAGUUCAAGUUACACUCUCAAGGAUAUUGCUCUUCUGUAAUGCAAAUGCCUAGUACUGGCACCCAUUCCCAACAGGCCAGCAGUUUUUCAGUUCAAUCAUAUCAAUACAACGGUCCGCUAUAA